UCCUGCUACAGUCUACAGCUGUAUAACGGUUCUCUCUCAACGUGUGCUCUCUCGACCUGCAGACAGCCAUCAGCCAUCAUGUAUUACAGCCAAAGCAUUUCCAGUGGACCCGCCAUGAUCGCCAGACAGAGCCGCAGCUACACAUCAAGUGCUGCUCCCCACAAGGCUCACAGUGUGUCAGGACUCAGCUUCAGGGGAGGUCCCCGCAUCUCCUCUAGCACUGUGCGCACUGUCUCCUCCGGGUACGGAAGUGGCAUGGGGUUCGGCAGCGGUGGUUUCGACCUGUCCAACGCCCUGGACCAGAGCAACGUGCACCUGAACGAGAAGGCCACCAUGCAGAACCUGAACGACCGUUUGGCCUCCUACCUGGACAAGGUCCGCUCUCUGGAGGCGGCCAACUCCAAGCUGGAGUUGCAGAUCAGAGAGUACUACGAGAAGAAGGGCCCUGCAGCAGAGAGGGACUACAGCAACUACUGGGCCAUUAUCAAUGACCUGAAGGACAAGAUCAUCAGCGCCAACAUCGGCAAUGCAAACAUCCUCCUCCAGAUUGACAACUCCAAAUUGGCUGCUGAUGACUUCAGAACCAAAUAUGAGCAUGAGCUUGCGAUGCGCCAGUCAGUUGAGGCUGACAUCGCCAACCUGCGCCGCAUGCUGGACCAGACCACCCUGACGAAGGCUGACCUGGAGAUGCAGAUUGAGGGCCUGCAGGAUGAGCUGGCCUACCUCAAGAAGAAUCACGCAGAGGAGCUGGCAGCUAUGCGCUCUCAACUUACUGGCACAGUCAACGUAGAGGUGGAUGCCGCACCCCAUCAAGACCUCAACAAAGUCCUGGAUGAGAUCCGCGCCCAGUAUGAAAGCAUCACUGACAAACAUCGCCGUGACCAGGAGGCCUGGUUUACUCAGAAGUCGGCAGCCUUGACAAUGGAGGUGGCCAGCAGCACAGAGUCAAUCCAGACGUCCAAGACAGAGAUCAGUGACCUGCGGCGUACACUGCAAGGCCUGGAGAUUGAGCUGCAGUCUCAGCUCAGCAUGAAAGGGGCUCUGGAGAACACACUGGGAGAGACAGAGGCUCGUUACAGCGCCAUGCUCAGUGGUUACCAGAACACAAUCAACAUGCUUGAAGCAGAACUCGGCAACAUGCGCUCAAGCAUCGAGCAGCAGGGACAGGAGUAUAAGAUGCUGCUGGACAUCAAGACCAGGCUGGAGCAGGAGAUCGCAACCUACAGGAGCCUGCUGGAAACAGAGGAGUCCAGACCCACUGGAGGCUCAAAGACCACAGUCACAACCACCACUGUGCGAACUUCCAGCUAGGAGGUCCAACUGGCAGGACAAGCUGUUCUCAGACACACACACACACUGACAAAUAAAAGCUGUUACAAGAUAAGGGAAAAUGCACUGGAAAAAAACAGAGAAUGAGAAAACUGAGUUGAAAGUGAAGCUUGUGUUAAAGUUAAUGUAUGAAACAAUAUGAGCUAUUAGAAGAAAUGCCUGACUUGUGUAUGUGUGUGUGUGUGUGAUCUGUCUGAAAAAUAAAUCUGCUGGUAAAUAAAAGGGGUGUUGUUUUGUGA
Messenger RNA from Micropterus dolomieu (smallmouth bass), 1568 nucleotides. It is a transcript of the gene krt94, whose product is annotated as keratin 94. The transcript has 8 exons. NCBI's taxonomy places the organism in Eukaryota, Metazoa, Chordata, Actinopteri, Centrarchiformes, Centrarchidae. The record is from RefSeq and is a predicted model, not a curated record. Gene Ontology annotation, molecular function: structural molecule activity. The coding region runs from base 79 to 1311 and encodes 410 amino acids.